Telopea speciosissima is the source of this 831-nucleotide messenger RNA. RefSeq names its product NDR1/HIN1-like protein 13. Gene Ontology annotation, cellular component: plasma membrane. Bases 1 to 768 code for a protein of 255 amino acids. The transcript has a single exon. The record is from RefSeq and is a predicted model, not a curated record. Lineage: Eukaryota; Viridiplantae; Streptophyta; Magnoliopsida; Proteales; Proteaceae.
AUGCUUCCCUCAAAACCUCUAGCACUACUUCCACCACCACCACUUCCACCGCUUCCACUACCACCUCAAAAGCGCUACAAUCCCUCACCUCUCAACCAAAUUGUCGUAUCAAAGCAAUCCUUGAACUUGAAUCAACAGUCUCCGGUGACAGACUUCACCGCCGUCAAACCAAGGAAUGCCACCCUACUCCGGAAACCUCGCCGGACUAACCCCUUCGUCUGGUGUUACGCUAUCAUUUGUCUCAUCUUCAGUCUUCUUCUCAUCAUUGCCGGAAUUUCCACCUUGAUCAUCUACCUCGCUUACAAACCCAGGUACCCAUUACUUGAAACUACCAGUGCGACCCUCAAUAGUGUUUACUUGGAUUCCCCAGAUUAUGUUAACGGUGAUUUCAUAUUUCUCGCUAACUUCUCCAACCCAAAUCGAAAGAUUGAUGUGAGGUUUCAGUACUUGGAAAUCGAACUCUAUUUCUUCGACAGGCUUAUUGCAACUCAAGCCCUUCAAGCAUUCUCUUUGAGACCUGGAGAGGUGAGGUUGGAUUCGGUUCAUAUGUUAACAAGUGAAGCUUAUUUACCCCCAAAUCUGGCAUUAGAGCUCAGAAAUCAGUUGCAGAAUAAUCGGAUUCGGUAUAAUAUAAGGGGAACAUUUAGGGUGAGACUCAAUCUGGGUUUGACCCAUAUAUCUUAUUGGCUUUAUGGGAGAUGCCAGGUUGAGAUGUCUGGUCCACCAUAUGGUGUCCUGGUUGCUCGAAGUUGCAGAACAAAGAGGUGAAGAUCCAAAUACAUGAUUUAUUGUUUUCUGUAAUUUUAUUUUUCUCUUGUGAAUUCUUUUUAG